AUGGCUGCCUGGAGAAAAGCCGGUUUGACUUACAACACUUAUUUGUCUGUUGCUGCCAGAACUGUUCGUGCAGCUUUGAAACCAGAAUUGCAAGACGCUAGAGUAUUGGCUAGAUCAAAGACCGACGCUAGAUACGUCAAGUACGAAAAAGGUUCAGCUGCUUCAGACUCUGUUCCAUUGCAAGAAUGA
Molecule: messenger RNA, 189 nt
Organism: Torulaspora delbrueckii
Lineage: Eukaryota; Fungi; Ascomycota; Saccharomycetes; Saccharomycetales; Saccharomycetaceae
Gene: ATP15
Product: F1F0 ATP synthase subunit epsilon
Exons: 1
Coding region: 1-189 (62 amino acids)
Biological process (GO): proton motive force-driven mitochondrial ATP synthesis
Cellular component (GO): mitochondrial inner membrane
Molecular function (GO): proton-transporting ATP synthase activity, rotational mechanism
Source: RefSeq, a predicted model, not a curated record